GGGCGGCAGUUAACCAUGAACUUCUCCGAAGUCUUCAAGCUGUCCAGCCUGCUCUGCAAGUUCUCUCCGGACGGGAAGUAUCUGGCUUCAUGUGUCCAGUACCGUCUAGUGGUCCGAGACGUGAACACUCUACAGAUCCUUCAGUUGUACACAUGCCUGGACCAGAUCCAGCACAUAGAGUGGUCAGCAGACUCCCUCUUCAUUCUGUGCGCCAUGUACAAACGCGGCCUUGUGCAGGUUUGGUCUUUGGAACAGCCCGAUUGGCACUGCAAGAUAGACGAGGGCUCCGCAGGGCUGGUGGCUUCGUGCUGGAGCCCAGAUGGACGCCACAUCCUCAAUACGACCGAGUUCCAUCUGCGGAUAACUGUCUGGUCCUUGUGUACAAAAUCGGUAUCUUAUAUCAAAUAUCCUAAGGCCUGUCAGCAGGGGAUCACCUUCAGCAGGGAUGGCCGCUACAUGGCGCUGGCAGAGAGGCGGGACUGCAAGGACUUCAUCAGCAUCUUUGUGUGCAGUGACUGGCAGCUCCUGAGGCAUUUUGAGACCGGCACCCAGGACCUCGUUGGGAUCGAGUGGGCUCCCAAUGGCUGUGUGCUGGCUGUGUGGGACACCUGUCUGGAGUACAAGGUCCUGCUGUACUCCUUGGACGGCCGGUUGCUGUCAACCUAUUGUGCAUAUGAGUGGUCCCUGGGUAUCAAGUCUGUCGCUUGGAGCCCCAGCAGCCAGUUCCUGGCAGUCGGAAGCUAUGAUGGAAAGGUGCGUAUUCUGAAUCAUGUGACUUGGAAGAUGAUCACUGAGCUUGGGCAUCCUGCAACCAUCAGCAAUCCUAGGGUUAUUGUCUAUAAGGAAGCAGAGAAGAGUCCGAAGCUGGGGCUAGAGGGCCUUCCCUUCCCACCCCCGAGAGCAGCGGCCAAGCCUCUCUCCACCACAGAGACCAAAUAUGAGAUCGCCUCCCUUCCGGUCUCUCUGCAGACCCUGAAACCACUCACUGACAGGGCAAACCCCAGGAUCGGUGUGGGCAUGCUGGCCUUCAGUCCUGACAACUACUUCCUGGCCACAAAGAACGACAACAUCCCCAAUGCCGUGUGGAUCUGGGACGUCCAGAAGCUCAGGCUGUUUGUUGUGUUGGAGCAGCUAGCCCCAGUGCGAACUUUCCAGUGGGACCCCCAGCAGGCACGCCUUGCCGUCUGCACAGGGGGCAGCCGCGUCUACCUGUGGUCAUCGGCAGGCUGUGUGUCAGUGCAGGUGCCUGUGGAAGGUGACUUCCAUGUGCUCUCCCUGUGCUGGCAUCUGAACGGGGACUCCCUGGCCCUCCUCAGCAAGGACCACUUCUGCUUGUGUUUCCUUGAGACCGAGGAGGGGGCUGGCACAGCCUAA
Messenger RNA from Elephantulus edwardii (Cape elephant shrew), 1374 nucleotides. RefSeq names its product WD repeat containing, antisense to TP73 (gene WRAP73). Gene Ontology annotation, biological process: microtubule anchoring at mitotic spindle pole body; protein localization to mitotic spindle pole body; mitotic sister chromatid segregation. The record is from RefSeq and is a predicted model, not a curated record. Gene Ontology annotation, molecular function: protein binding. NCBI's taxonomy places the organism in Eukaryota, Metazoa, Chordata, Mammalia, Macroscelidea, Macroscelididae. Gene Ontology annotation, cellular component: microtubule organizing center; MWP complex; mitotic spindle. The transcript has 12 exons. The coding region runs from base 16 to 1374 and encodes 452 amino acids.